Molecule: messenger RNA, 2566 nt
Organism: Pimephales promelas (fathead minnow)
Lineage: Eukaryota; Metazoa; Chordata; Actinopteri; Cypriniformes; Leuciscidae
Gene: mboat7
Product: membrane bound O-acyltransferase domain containing 7
Biological process (GO): lipid modification; phosphatidylinositol biosynthetic process
Cellular component (GO): membrane; mitochondria-associated endoplasmic reticulum membrane contact site
Molecular function (GO): lysophospholipid acyltransferase activity
Source: RefSeq, a predicted model, not a curated record
UAUGCGGUAGUAGGAAGUGGUGAAUGAGGAGAGAUCCCGUCUAUGGAGAGAACAGGGUAGUGUUUGGGCGGUUAAAGGGGACUUUGGGAAAUACAAUAUCAGAAUAACUAGUAUUUGAUAGCACACCUUCAUACCUCACUGCUAAAGAUGUCACCAGAUGAAUUAGUCUAUCUAGGAAUCCUUGGUGCAUCAAUACCUGUUGGAUUCCUCUUCCGCUAUCUAAGCCCUCCAGUCAAGCAGGGGGCGGCAUUGCUCUUGGGUUUGAUCAUCUCCAUUGCUACCUGUGGGAUCCACACUCUACACUCUUUCUUUACAGUUUUAGGAACAUGGCUGAUUAUAAAGAUCAGUUGGAGAAGUGCCCCUGCUCUGUCUUUGGGUUGGACGUUUCUGUACCUUCUCUUUUUCCGUCUGGUCACCUGGUUUGGCCUCCCUCAGCCAACACCUUUUGCCAAUGCCAUUCAGCUUCUUUUAACAUUGAAGAUGGUCAGUUUAGCUAAUGAGGUUCAAAUGUAUUACUUGGAGAAGAAAAAGGAAAAGAGCACCUUCACCAAGUCCCAGGUUGUUGGAGGACUUUCCCAUGAGCCUUCCCUCUAUGAAAUUAUAUCAUAUAGCUACUGCUAUGUGGGCAUAAUGACAGGUCCCUUCUUCCGCUAUCAGACGUAUGCAGACUGGUUGCAGCAGUCCAGUCCCCUGUCGCUGCCGGGUAAAGAGCCCUGCCUGCAGAGGCUGAAGAUGGUGCCCGUUUACGGAGUUCUCUUUAUGGUUGUCAACUCUGUCUUUCCUUUGUCCUAUGUCCGUACUGAAGAAUUCCUGGAGCACAACUAUUUUUACAGAUUUUUCUACAUGGUGGCAAUAUUCUUUGUAUUCCGGAUGCGUUUCUACUCCGCAUGGUGUGGGGCAGAGGCAGGUUGCAUCAGCGCAGGUCUUGGCUGUUAUCCCCUGGGGGCACUGUCCAAACCUGGGGGAGGACCAACGGUGAAAUAUAGUCCUGAUCCAGAGACAGCUGUGGAGUAUGACUUCAAAACUAUCCAGAACAUUGACUGUUAUAAUACAGAUUUCUGCGUCAAGGUUCGGCAUGGCAUGCGCUACUGGAACAUGACGGUGCAGUGGUGGCUUCACCACUAUAUCUACCCCAAUGCCCCUUUCAGAGCGUACGCUCUCAGGGCUGGAUGGACAAUGUUAAUCAGUGCUUACUGGCAUGGCCUCCAUGCUGGUUACUACCUCUCUUUUCUCACCAUCCCACUGUGUAUCGCGGCAGAAUCGGCCAUGGAGGCUUCUGUCAGAGCCCGUCUGGGGCCGAAGGGCCAGUACAUCUUUGACUGGAUCCACUGGUUCCUCAAGAUGAGGGCUUAUGACUACAUGUGCAUGGGAUUUGUGCUCCUGAAGGCCAGCGACACAGUCAACUACUGGAGCUCCAUAUACUUCAUAAUUCAUAUCAUCGCCAUUGUUUGCAUAGGAGUAGGACAAAUGAUGAAAGGGGGGAAAAAGAGAGAUAGGAGGGAAGGAGCUGAAGGAGAGAAACAGGAUGUGGUAAGGGAGAAGACUGAGUGAAACAAAUGUGAUGAUUGUGAUGAUAACUGGAGAAGUGUGUUUACUCACACACAAAAAAAACAUUUCCCAACAUGCACUGUAAUAGCCAUCAACUGGCAUUUAACGGAUUUUGUUUUUAAAAAGCAACACGGGCAGAAGCGUAAUUUGUGCCCAUAACCCAUAAUUCAUCCUAACCAGGUCAGUAUUGUAUUUAUAUUAAUAGUUUAUAUAAAGAGUUUUUCUGUUAAUCAGUGGCCAUGGGACCUGAAUUCAGCUACCACACAGAGGACUUAUAACUGAAUCCAUCCAUCCAUAAACACACACACACACCAACGCCGAUGAAUGUUAGACCCCAGCCCAAUCACUACAUUGAGUGCAAAUUUGUGGAGAUUUACACUCUGUAAUAGUGUCAGUAAGGUCACACAACCUUUGCUUUGUGAUAACAAAGUUGUAUAUAUGGGAUAUUAAAAGUUGGUCUGUCUUGUUUUUCAUCCAUUCUGAGUAUGUAUCACUAUUAUUUUUAUUAUUCUACAAAGAAUGUGAAAGUAUUUGGAAACUUUCUUUUUCUCACAUUUUCAGAAAGUAGGAGUGAAUGUUUUUGUUAUUUUGUUCAUUUGCUCUUUAGUUUGAUGCCAUAUGAUCCCUAAUGUUAAGUGUUGCUAAACAUGUAUCAACAAAGUAAAAUGUUAAUACUUAGAGCAAUUAAAGUCUUGGUUGAGUGUAAGUAUGAAAGAUAUUUUCAAAAGAUCAGAUGUAAAUUCUUUCCUACAAAAUGUAAUUAUUAUAUAAAACAAUAAUAUUCCAAAAUAUUCUGAUUUUUGUUUUGUUCUCGUACACUGUAGGAUAGUGCUGGUGUUUAGUGUAUCCAUCAUUUCCAAUUGUAUGCUGGUUCCUGUAAUAUCUACCUGCUAUAUUUUACUUCUAAUGUUUACCUUUUAAGCAAUAUUUAACACUGGAUGUACCACUCAUAUCCUUUCAGGUUUUGUUUGAAAAAUCAGUGUUUUCAAUAAAAUAAGUGAUUUUUAUCCCUGCCAAA